GGGGGGGGGGGCGGCCGGUGCACCGCAGUCCGUGGCAGAGGCGGGCAGCGAGCGGCAGGUGGGGACGGGAGCGUCCCCCCCCCCCCCGCCCUCCGGGCGAGAGGCGCUUUCCCUCCUGCGGCUGCUCGCGGCGAUGCGUAAAAGGAGAGCGUGCGAGGACUGAGCCUCUGCAGGAUUUGUUGCCUCCUUCUUGCACUAGUGGUGACCCUAAGGAAUUUGCUAUGGAUGGGGAAAGUGAAGUGGAUUUUUCUAGUAACAACAUAACGCCAUGGUGGAGGAGGAGAUCGACCCCCCAGCUACGCACCAAGAGCAAACCUAGACCCCAGUCUUACCAGAGCCCCAACGGGGUCCUCUUCACAGAUUUCCCUGUGGAAGACAGGGGUACAUUCACUGUGACUCAGCCCGCUGAAACAAUAGUUACUUCUCCAGACAACAGAUUAGUCCAAAGGAGCCCCUCCUCUUUUAAGUCCAAGAUGGGAUCUGUGCCAAAUGGAAAAAUAGGAUCUCCAGAGUAUAAAGCUGUAUCCCCCCAACUUUCUUCUGACCAGGCGUCUCAGGUUCUGAAACUGGUUUCAGAUAACUUGGUAAGUUUUACAGCAACUGGUACAGUAACCUCGCCAGAUGACACAUUGCUUCAUCCAGUGAUGAUUUCCAGUCAAUCAGCACUUAUCCCAGAAGAUGAACAGACUGCUUUUAUGCCAACUCCUGGGUCCUUACCUGGAAAUAUGCCUUCACUGAAUAAUAACACAAUGGCUGUUUUGCAGUUACAAUCCUACCAGCUUUUUAAAACAGAAAAGGCACUUGUGGGAUCCUCAUUGGUUUCCCAGACAGCUCCCUCACAGCAAAACUUAACUCUCCACAAACUGAUAUCUAAUCAGAACCAACUCCCAGAAAAACAGUCAAUAGUUCUGAGUACAAAUAGUCCUGCUGCACUCAAAGUGGGGAAACAACAGAUCAUUCCUAGGAGUUUAGCUUCUGAAAUAAAAGUGACAAACAAAACCAGCAACCAGAAUAUGGAGCCGAACAAAAGGGUCCUCAAGGUCCGUAGCAUGUUGGAGGUGCUUAAUAUGCCUUUGGUAGCUGAUAGUGAUGAAGAGACGGAAGGUAACCUGAAUAGCCCAGGGGCAUUGAGAAGAGGAUUGAGGUCUACUUCCUAUCGAAGAGCAGUAGUGAGUGGCAUUGACUUUGACAGUUCUACAAAUUUUAACAAAAAAAAUAGAAUGUCCCAGCCAAUACUCAAAGCUGUUGUGGAGGACAAGGAGAAAUUUUCUAGUUUAGGAAGAAUAAAGAAGAAAACACGGAAAGGACAAGGGACAUUUGAUGGGGAAGAAAAUGCAGUAUUGUAUCAAAACUACAAAGAAAAGGCUCUGGACAUAGAUUCUGAUGAAGAUUCUGAGUCCAAAGAACAAAAAUCGGAGGAAAGGAUAGUUAUUCAGUAUACGCCUCUGAGAUCAACAUGGAGUCAGCUAUCGGUGGUGAAAAAGAAUGGAUUGUCUCUGACGAUCAGUCAGGAGGAAAGAAAGAGGCAAGAGGCUAUAUUUGAAGUAAUAUCAUCUGAACGUUCAUACUUGCUGAGCUUGGAGAUUCUGAUCCGGAUGUUUAAAAAUUCCAAAGACCUGAGUUUAACAAUGACCAAAACAGAAAAACACCAUCUUUUCUCCAACAUUGCUGAUGUCUGUGAAGCGAGCAAAAAGUUCUUUAAAGAACUUGAAGCAAGGCAUCAGAACAAUAUCUUCAUAGAAGAUAUUAGUGAUAUUGUUGAAAAGCAUACUGCAUCAACAUUUGACCCAUAUGUGAAAUACUGUACUAAUGAAGUCUACCAACAGCGAACGCUCCAGAAACUAUUAGCUACAAAUCCAGCCUUCAAGGAAGUGCUGUCACAGAUUGAGUCCCAUGAAGACUGCAGGAAUUUACCUAUGAUCUCUUUCCUCAUUCUUCCAAUGCAGAGGGUUACACGCCUUCCAUUGCUGAUGGAUACCAUCUGCCAGAAAACCCCUAAAGAUUCACCAAAAUAUGAGAUCUGCAAACGAGCCUUAAAAGAAGUGAGCAAGUUGGUCCGUUUAUGCAACGAAGGGGCUCGAAAAAUGGAAAGGACAGAAAUGAUGUACACAAUUAACAACCAGCUGGAAUUUAGAAUCAAGCCAUUUCCACUGGUCUCCUCUUCCCGGUGGUUAGUGAAAAGGGGUGAAUUAACAGCAUAUGUGGAAGACACUGGACUCUUCUCUAAAAGGACCUGUAAGCAGCAAGUGUACUUCUUCCUCUUCAAUGAUGUUCUCAUUAUCACAAAGAAGAAGAGUGAGGAGAGCUACAAUGUCACAGAUUACUCCUUGAGGGACCAGCUGUUGGUUGAACAAUGUGACAGUGAGGAGCUGAAUUCCUCACCUGUAAAGAACAGUUCCACUAUGCUGUACUCGCGGCAGAGCUCUACAAGUCACCUCUUCAGAUUAACUGUCCUUAGCAACCAUGCAGGAGAAAAGGUGGAGAUGCUACUAGGGACUGAGACUCAGAGUGAAAGCGCGCGCUGGAUUACUGCACUUGGACAGAACAGUGACAGACAGAAUGCAGACAGGACAACAUUGACACAGGUAGAGAUUGUCAGAACUUAUACUGCAAAGCAGUCAGAUGAACUAUCUCUUCAGGUUGCCGAUGUGGUUCUGGUUUAUCAAAAAGUGAAUGACGGUUGGCAUGAAGGUGAACGAUUGAGGGAUGGUGAGAGAGGUUGGUUUCCAAUGGAGUGUGCCAAAGAAAUCACAUGUCAAGCCACAAUUGACAAGAACAUGGAACGGAUGGGACGUUUGCUUGGACUUGAAACAAAUGUAUAGAGUCCCUGAGAUCUGUUUUUUCUUUGCUGCAGGAUUUGCACUAAGGGACCACAGUGGUGGCUUGGUUUUGUGCUUGUUGUCCCACUAUAGCUGUAGCAUGGGAGCUGUGACUCACAGAUUUGUAAAAUCAGUGUGGGGAGGAAGGGCAGGGGGGGAAAAAAUCAGCAGCUCACUGUGUAUCCAGGAUACUUUUAAGUUAAAAGCCCCUAAAAAGUAAAUGAACUUCUAAAGUUCCCAUAACAAAAUGCAGGUGACAUCUUUAGAUAGUUCCCUCUUCCUUAUUUUACAGUGUAAGAGAGCUAACUGAAUCCUGGCCUGAGCAGUAAGCUCUGGGAGCAGCGCCACAUACUUUUGACUUCAUCUCCCUUUGUCUUUAGCUGCUGCGCCCCUUUUAUCAUUAUGUGCUGUUUCCUCACCCACACCUGUUCAACCACACACACACACACACUUUUUUUUUUUCUUGUUUAUUUUUUUAAUCAUUUAAAAACGCCUUAGCUUCCUCUGGCCAGGCUGACCACCAGCCACCCACAAACCUGUUGCCCUGCAAGCAAACAGCAAUAAACUACUAAUAUUUGGGGAUUUCCCACUCCUCAGGGGAAAGUUGCAGUGCUGUAUUGCUAGCACCAGAUGGUGCUGCUAUGUGUGGGGAUAAAUAGCAGCUCUCUAGCCCCUCAUAUGGCCUAAAAUGUAAUCCAUGAGCACACACUGUAUAAAGUGCUCUCUCCCCAAUAAGGCUCCAGAGAAGACGUAGACCAAGUAAAAAGAUAUUCCGCUAAAUUAAGAGUGCACAGCUCUCUACUUUUGUAAUAUCAGAGCAUCCUUCUGUUGGGUCUUCUCAUCUUUCUCCUUGUGGCUCUCUAUCUAUAUCUGUAUGUCUGUUUCAGUGAAGGGUUUUCAUAACAUUAGAUUACCUUUUGUGUUAAUCCUUUAAAACCUUCACUCCUUGGGCUUUCUCUUCCCAAAUGAUGGCUUCUUAUUUCACACACACGAUUUUUUUUUUAAAUGCUAUCAUUUGGAAAGCAGUGAUUAAAGUACCUCUAUCCCAGCUAACAAAGCUAAUGUGUUCUCCAGGGACUGAGAGGGGAAAUCCAGAAUGGUUUUCUGUUGGUCUUUUUCACUGAUGAUGAUGUUUCAUCUAUUCAAGCAGCUCAGAUUUUGUUUCCUUCCAGUGUUGCUUCAGCGUUCAGAGGGCCGGGAACAGUUUUCAAUCAAGAAGUAUGCAGUGAACUUUUGUAGUGUGGGAAAGUAACCUUGGUCUCCAAGGCUCCAGCCUCCAUUCCCAGAACAGACCAGUCUUACAGUAUGUCUACCCUUUUAGCUGGGGAUGUAAUUCCCUGCUCAAGACUUACUCAGGCUAGUUCCCAUUGAGUUAGAACAGUAAAAUCAGAACGUAGCCCCGGCAGUGUGACCAGCAGGACAGGCUAGCCACCCUGAGUACAUGCCCAUCAGAUCUUAGCUUGUUUCAGCUUGUUCUUAUUUUAAAAAAUAUUCUCCAUAAGUAUAAGCAGCUCUGUGCUCUACACCGCUCCUCUGUGUUCCUGAUUGUCAGUCACGCAAUCUGAUUUUCUGUGUUGUAAUUCUCUCCAAGCUUAUCUAAUUCCACACAGUAUUUCACUGGAGUCCCACGCCAGCUGAUUCUGAUAUCUUCUCUUGUGUCGUUUCUCUUACUUCCCUGGCCCUAUUUAUUCACAAAAUAAACUAACCUUCUGUGCUCUGGAGCACACGCAUGCAUGUACUGAUUUGGUGUCUGGGGAGGCUAAGCACAAGCUGAGAUGUAGGAUUUGGCUCCCCCUAUUGUCCAUUAUGGUAGCAUUACAGUAUCUUGUUGAGAAGUUUGCACUUUUAUACAUUUACAGACAUGUUUUUAAUACUCAUGCUGUAAGUUGUGGCUACACAAAAUACUCAGUUACACAGUUGCGUGUGAACACUUUUUUGCAGGGGUAUCUUAAGAUCUGAAUUUUAUCAGUUUGUGUCUUAACUUCCACUCCCACAGGGCAAGGAUUAUAAUGCUGAAUUCUUGGCUUACUUUGAAAAUACAUGAGGAUGUUGAUCUCUGGGAAACAUUCUAUUAAUCAUUUCAUUUCAAUUCCAGUUUUGCCUAUAAAUUUAACUAGGAUUUCAAGAUGUGCUGUUGCUUUCGUUCAAGGUUUUUCAGGGAGAGUUUUUUUUGUUGGGAAAAGAGUGUAUGAGCCAGAACUCCAGGAUACCAUCACCUUCAGUCCUCGUUACAUGUUAAUUACUAUAGAUACAGAAAGGGAAAAUUAUAUGAGAGAGCAGCACUAGUAUUGACUUAAACUCUUGGUCAUACAGUUCAGACUGGAGAAAAUGAGAAGGCCUGGUAACGAGGGAGGGUUUGCAGGGACUAUAAAGUAAUAUGAUGUUUUGUCAACUUUGCCUUCCCAUUCCUAAUUGUGACCUGACCUGCUGAUGUGGAGACCCCAUUGUGCACAUGAUGGUGAGAGAGGGAAUAGCAGAAGCUCACGUUGGUGCUGCUGAACACAUGUUCUCCUUUGCCUUUGAGAGUACCUGUCAAGAGUGUACUCCAAGCAUCACUGGCCAAAUUUUGCAUCUUCAGCCUAGCCUCAGAAUUUCACAGGAGCAACAACCAUUUAAUGUUGUCUGACCAAGAUGCACUUGUAAACAGGAAAUAAUUUUCAAAACAUCUUUUCUGUAACUAGGUGUUACGGUUUGCACACUGUAUGUAUUAUAAAUAUGUUAAUCCUUUUAAGACACAGCUGAUCACUCGGCAGGGUUGAAUAAACGUUAGCACAAAAAAGGAGGUAAAAACUUAUAUUAGAAAAGCUUUCUGCUUGUAAUAUUUUCACUCCAUUUUUUUUUGGAGGGGCUGCAUGUUGUAAUAUAUACUGUAAUAUGUUGAAGAUUUGUAAAUGAAUAUAAUGUUCAUAAGGUAUCCCUGUAACAAGUACACUUAAAAAUAUAUUAGAAAAGCAAUAGUUUUGUAUAAAGUAAUUUGAAGAUUCACAGCCUUGGAAGUUUGGCAUGUGGUUAUAUACCCUUGUGAAUUAAUUUAUAAGUGGACUGAUGAAACAGUAAUGAGCAUAUUGUAAUCUUUGUAAAUUGAAGAGUUUUAUUUAACAUAGGUAAAAAAACUGCUAAUUUUUUUAACAAAUAAUUAAAAAAACUCUACUGUAUACAGCCAGCUCUUUAACAUAGUAACUGAAUGUAUAAAUCCAGAUAUUUUAUUCAGGUUUUUAAAUACAUUGUAUAUAUUUUUCACACCUAGUUUUUUCUAAAUGUUUUUAUAAAUGUUUCCAUUUCUCCUUUUAUCAGAUACAAUUCUGCAGGAAUUAGACAUCAGUGACCUUAUAGGACAACAAUCAAUAAAAUGCUUUUAAAAACUUUA
Messenger RNA from Dermochelys coriacea (leatherback sea turtle), 6186 nucleotides. RefSeq names its product Rho guanine nucleotide exchange factor 26 (gene ARHGEF26). Gene Ontology annotation, molecular function: protein binding; guanyl-nucleotide exchange factor activity. Gene Ontology annotation, biological process: activation of GTPase activity. NCBI's taxonomy places the organism in Eukaryota, Metazoa, Chordata, Testudines, Dermochelyidae. The record is from RefSeq and is a predicted model, not a curated record.